GCACUUUCGUACCAUCCGACGAAACCAAGCAGUGUUCCACAGGCACAGCCCGAUUUCCGGCGCGGCUGCCGCUGGGUCGGAUGUCGGGGACGAUGUGACUGAUGCGAAAGUGCACUAACGCCGAUGAUACCACACUUACGACCGAAAAUAGGAAGUUUUGUCAUUAUUGUUGCUUCAAAACUACACCCAAUGCACUGUUGUGAUGUAAUCGGACUGGAAAAAUCAGCUGGUAGUUGCAUUCGAUCCUUUUUUUCCUGGAAAAGAGAUUCCUGGUAUGGGCAAAGGCCGAGGACGAGGUUCAGGUUCGAAGCGAGCGAUUUCCCCGAGUUGGUUUUACAAAGAAAAUGUUCUUAAAGAUACCAUACCGGUAUACCGGCUGUAUACUGUGCAUGCAUCACAUGCAUAUUUCAUGCAUUAUACAUAUGCGCAGGCUAGGCAGGGCAGGCGGCCACUGGGUUUGGAGUGAAAUGAACUGAAUUUUGUCUGCUCUGUAAUUCUUCUUGUAAUCUCACUGUUGCAGUACGUGUGAAAGUAAAAAUGAGUGCCGGAAGUAGUAGGCUAUCUGUAGCUUCACAAUUUUUUAUGGACGAUGAUGAUGGAGGAGAAGGACAAACCGUAUCCGAUCGGGUUGUUGACUUGCUGCAACAAACCCACACUUUACCCAGGGAUUCUCAGAAGAUCAACAACUUGACCCAAGUCCAGCAACUUAUUAUUGACAAGGAUCCUUCUCUACUUGAUAAUUUUCUUGAUGAAGUUCUUCAGUUUCAGUUUGAUGAUUCCAUAGAAGUAAGGAAAUUUGUACUCAGCUUUGCAGAAUGUGCCUGCAAGAAAGACAAUCAGAUUUUAUGCACAGUGUUGCCUCGUCUUCAUAUGAUGCUAACAGAAGAAAACCAACCUGCUGCGGUCAUCAAGAGGGUCAUUUUAUGUACCUCUCAACUGUUCAGAGUGACCAUCAAAUGGAUAGCCGGUGUGAAAGAUAUUCGAGAGGAGAUCGAGGCCGGCUGGGCAUCUCUGAUGUUGAUGAAGAAGAAGAUUGUAUCAGAGCUAUUAGAUGAUGAUAACGAUGGAGUGCGAACAUAUGCCAUCAAAUUUUCAGAAAUGAUAGCUACUACCCUUUCUGCUAAGUCCUCUGAUUCAUUAGUACCAAAGAGAGCUGAAUCCGAUAUCACUCUUGAUCAGUUCCCAGAUGGUAACUCUCUCCUUAUCAAGAAGAAGUUGCAGCAUGAAGGAACACAUAGUUUGGAUGCUCUCUUGAGUCUCCUGGUGUCUGCCAGUAUAUCCAGUAUUAAUCUGAUGGUGUGCAUGGGUUCACUCACAUCUAUUGCGAAACAGAGACCAGACUCUAUGCCCAAAGUCAUCCAAGCAUUUGAAAAUCUACAUGUGAACCUCCCUCCAACAUUGUCUAAAUCUCAAGUUAGCAGUGUUCGUAAAUCACUCAAGAUUCAGCUGUUUGGUCUUCUACGUCACCGGUCAUCGGUUGAUCUCAGACGUAAUAUUGGUACUCUCCUUACUGAUUUAGGAGCUUCUGAAGUUGAGAUUAUCCGUAACACACCAAGGGUAUCGGAAAGACCGAAGCGAUCUCGUAAUGAAGCAGAAGGUGAUCAGAGCACAAGGAAAAAGCAAAAGGUUCUUGAUGAUGAAGAGGAGGGUGCAGAAGGGAAGAAGAAAGACGAGCCAGGACCAAGUAAGAGGGUCACCAAAGCAACCGUGAUCGAUCUCUUGGCGGCCGAGGUUGAACCAUUGCUUCGUAACCAUGAAAACGUAGCAAACCUGGUUCUACUUAGUAUGGUUUCUUUGCCAGACACAAUGCCAGCCACAUUCCAGGCUACCUAUACACCCAUAGCAGCAGCUGGCACAGAUACACAGGUACAACAUCUAGCUAGGAUGGUCAGCAAUCAGCUAGCGGCUGCUGGUAUCAAACCUACCAAUUAUGAAAAUGUGGAGAUAGAAGAAGAGCAAGAACCACCUGAGAAGAUGGAAGAAGAAGAUUUCACUACCAAAGGAAUUCCAGUCCUUGGAGGCAAAAGUGAACCAUCUAAGGAUGAAUCAAAGAAGAAAGCUCCCAUCGUGAUUGAGGCAUCUACCAAGGGGGUGAAACGACCCAAACAUUUCAAACUUCGAGAGGUCACGCAUCUCCUGUCCAAGGAUGAUGCAGAUAAACUGGCCCAUGGUGCUGUCAGGAGGAUCAUAGCUGCAGAAAAAGCUGUAGGCCAUGGUCCAGCGGCAAAAACAAGAACAAAGAUUCUAUCUGCACUUGUAACCCAGUUUGGAGGUAACCUCUCUCAAUUGCUUGAGAAUCACAUCUUAGAGGACCUUCGUAGCCGCAAUGAUAUUGCUUUGGCCUGGCUGUAUCAGGAAUAUUCCAACAUUCAAGGUUACAUGCCGCACACCCACGGUCAGGACGUAACAACGCAGAGAUAUGAUAGUCUUCUCUGUAACCUCCUAAAGAGUUUACUUGUCAGGACAGAUCAGAGAGAUGGGUUGUUCAACAGACUUGUCAUGGAAGCACCUGUCAUUACAGAUGAUGCUCUUAAAGUCAUUAGACAGUUUUGUGAAGAUGAGACCCACUUUUAUGCUGGUAUGCAUGCCCUACGAGAGCUGAUUCUGAAGAAACCGGCGGACUUGGAGAAGUACGUGAAGGAGCUGCUUGACUUGACCCAACAUGAGAGAACUGAAGUCAGGUCUCAGGCCAUCCAGUACAUCAAGAGAUUCUAUGACAGAGCUGAUCUUAAACCACUCAUAGAGGAGUUUGCUACAUCAUUCCUGCGUAAGCUGCUGCUGAGCAGACCACCAGCAUCCCUUGUCUUGUGUCUAGCUGAUCAGGAGAUGCAAGCCGUUGCUGCGAAAGCCUGGACAGAAGAGACUACUAAGAUGUGUCUUUAUCUCUACCUAGCUCUUCUGCCCGUUAAUCACAAACUCAUUCAUGAACUAGCUAAUGUAUAUGUAGCUGCCACAGCUGAUAUCAAGAGAACUGUACUAAGAGUCUUAGAAACACCGGUACGAGGUGUAGGUAUGUCUUCUCCAGAGCUACUUCUUUUAGUAGAGACCUGUCCUAAAGGAGCUGAGACACUCGUAACAAGAAUGAUGCAUAUCCUAACAGAUAAAACUCCACCAUCUAUUGAACUUGUAAAGAGAGUUAAGGAUUUGUAUCACAAGAGAGUAUCGGAUGUGAGAUUCCUAAUCCCAGUGUUAACUGGGCUUGAAAAGAAAGACGUGAUAUCUGCCAUGCCCAAGUUAAUCCGUCUGAACCCCAUUGUUGUGAAGGAAGUAUUUCAUAGACUUCUCAUGAGCCAUCAAGCAGAGAGUAGCGGGGGUCAGAGCCCUUUGACCCCAGCCGAGCUUCUCGUUGCUCUUCAUAACAUUGAUCCUUCAAAGUGUGAUAUGAAAUCUAUUAUCAAAGCGACCAGCCUGUGUUUCAGUGAGAAAUCAAUCUACACGGGUGAGGUGUUAGCGGUGGUGAUGCAGCAGCUGAUGGAACAAACCCCGCUACCAACCUUGCUCCUCCGUACCAUAAUCCAGUCUCUGUCCAUGUAUCCCAAACUCAAAGGGUUCAUCAUGAACCUCUUACUAAGACUCAUCAACAAACAGGUGUGGAAGACACCCAAACUCUGGGAAGGAUUCGUCAAGUGUUGUGAGCGAACGAUACCUCAGUCUUUCCAAGUACUUCUACAGCUUCCCCCACCUCAGCUGGCUCAAGUAUUUGAUAUGAGCAAGGACAUGAGAGUCAAGCUCUUGGCUCAUGUACAAAACUUCUCUUCCCAUCAGCAAGCCCAUGUUCCCAAGGCAAUCAUGAAAGUUCUCGAAACCGAUCCAGUGAAAGAGAGGGAGGAACAGGAGAGGAGAGAGGCAGAAGAGAAGAGACAGAAGGAAAAGGAGGAAGAGGAGGAGAGACUAAGGCAAGAAAGGUUGGAGAAGGAAACACAAGAGGCCUUGGCUGCAGUAGAAGAGCAGGUGAGGAAGGAGGAAGCAGAGAAACGGGAAGCAGAAGAACAAGAGAGAGUGCAACAAGCUAUCAAGGCCGAAGAGAAGCCCGAGGAAGCAAGCACAGAGACGGAAGAAACGCCUGUCGGUGGGGGUACACCAACCAAAGAUGAAACAGAAGAAGAGAAAACCAAGGCGCCAGAAGAGGCGGCGCCAGAAGAGGCUACGCCAGUAAAAGCAGGUAGAGGAAGAGGACGAGGGAGGGGCGCUAAGGCAGCGCCAACUCCUCCUGCUGCGGGUGUACGUCGUAGCUCAAGGAGGAAGUAGCAAGGUCCUUAAUGAAUCUUGAUUGCUUCUCUAUUUACAACAUCUGAACUGUAGUAACUACUUUGCAUUCAACUUCAUGUAUUACCAUUGUUUAACCUGCCUUAUCAAACAACUUUACAGGGGAAAGAACAACACUUGUCUAAGUCUAUGGAGACCACACGUCUUUCCCUUGGUGGACAUUUGAACGACAAUGGCUUAAUUUGCUGUACUUUGUCUAGUAUUAUUCAUGUAUAAGGUUAUAAGUUUACACAUUGAUCAAGUGCUAGAAGUAGUAAAAGACAGAAUUACUACUUGGUAGUAAUUGUAUACAUUGUUACUUAAUGAAACGUCUGUCACAGUCUCCAUUAGGCAUUUUUCAUAGAACAGAUACAUUAAUACCAACCUAUGUACGUUGAUAUGAAUCUUUAUAUUGGUAUAUUGAUAUUUGGUAAAUUAUUUUAAAUCUUUGUAUAAUUUUAUGGGCAUUAGGGUUGAAACCCUAAGCAAGGCAUGAUAUAACAAUUAGAGUGAAGCCUGUCUUCAACUUUGAAGUAACCCCCCCCCCCCCUCCCACCCAUCCAUCUAUUGCUAUUCCAAAUCAUUACUUGUCUAGGGGAAGGUAGGGUAAGUUGAGCCACCACCCCCAGGCAGAUAAUGAAUGAGUCGUGGUGGUGCCAUAUAUUGAUGACCCAUUGCAUAACCCUAACCCCACUUCAUUGUUUUCAUCAUUGAAACAGAAAGUAGUUUUUCGGAGGGAAAAAUACAAAUUUCAGCCAAAAAAGUAAGAAAGUGUGAAAUAGAUAAGUGCAUUAAACCCAAGUGCAUGUUAAAAUAUAAUAAGGACAUAAGAUGACAAUAUUGUUAGUCCGAUAUGGAUCCUCAUUCUUGUCAUUUACAUGAUGGGUGCAUAAAAAAUGUGUGGAUGUGAAAAUAUCCCAUGAAGUUCGGACUGGGGUAGGUUGAGCCAGCCAACAUGGGGCAAGUUGAGCCAUGGUAAUUAAUAUGGUAAUGUAUAUAAAAACAAACCUUAAAAGGCCUUUGAUAUGCAGGCAGAAGGGACCAAAUUAACAAGACAGUUGUUUUACUUUUAGAGGAUGCUAGUAUUUAUAGAGAAUUAGCAAGUGAAAAGACUCUUAAAUAAAACAUUGUCACACUGGUUCUUGCCCCAUAGCUUGUGUACAUAGUUUUUGUGGCUCAAUUUACCUUACCCCAUUGUUUGGGCAAGUAGAGCCAUUUGACAUCUUUUGUUUCAAAGGUGACAGUGCCUUUUAGUGUGGGGGUAGAAAGUUUCAUGAUAUAGGUAAUGUUUCCCAAGAAUUACAUUGUAAGGCAAGGUACUUAUUUCUACAAGAUUAUUAGUCAGAUCAGUCCUAACAUGCUAAAAGCAAAAAUGGCUCAUCUCAUCCCGCCUUCCUCUAUAGUGCGUCCCAGAAAAAAGGAAACCAGGAUUUCCAUGUCUAUUUAAUUCAAACGCAAAUUAAUUAUAUUCAUAUUAUUCAAUUAUUCCUCUUUAUUUUGAUACCUAAUAUGAGAUGAACACUUCACGCAUUAAUGAGCAAACAAGUUUAAAAUUCAUGGGAUCAAGUUAGUCACAGAAUGAGUUAAGCAAGUUGUAGGAGCAAUUUGUCAAUGAAACAGUUGUUGAAACAUGUCACUUUCUUGGCUCCGUAGUACAGUACAGCACAGUACAGUACAUUCCAGGUACAUCCAGGUGGAGCGUUAUGGCCCAGUGGAUUAGUCUUCGGACUUUGAAACAGAGGGUCGUGGGUUCGAAUCCCAGCCAUGGCGUAAUUUCCUUCGGCAAGAAAUUUAUCCACAUUGUGCUGCACUCGACCCAGGUGAGGUGAAUGGGUACCCGGUAGGAUUUAUUCCUUGAACGCUUUAGCGCCUAUUAAUAUGGCGGCUCAGCUACAGCCGGGGUAAUAAUAUGAUACCAAGUAUCAAAAGCGCAGUUGAGUAUAUGCACAUAGUUAGUAACUGUGCCAUAUAUAUGGACAUAUUAUCAUUAUCAAUUUGCCUUUUGGUUUCAAUUUUCUUUUUUUCAUAUUACCUUAAAUAUGUUUAUUUCAUUUACAUCCUCACAGUGACUAUUAAAAUCAUUUCUUCUGUUGAAGUAAUGACAAAUAUUUGACCUUUGGUAAUUUGUAGACCCUUGUCAAAAAUGAAAUCAUGAUUUCGGUAAUGUACAUAUUUGUAAUUAAAAUAAAAUACUCGAUUGCAUCAGGAA
Molecule: messenger RNA, 6454 nt
Organism: Lytechinus pictus (painted urchin)
Lineage: Eukaryota; Metazoa; Echinodermata; Echinoidea; Temnopleuroida; Toxopneustidae
Product: symplekin-like
Exons: 27
Coding region: 538-4248 (1236 amino acids)
Cellular component (GO): mRNA cleavage and polyadenylation specificity factor complex
Source: RefSeq, a predicted model, not a curated record